Encephalitozoon intestinalis ATCC 50506 is the source of this 390-nucleotide messenger RNA. Its product is annotated as dynein light chain 1. The transcript has a single exon. Gene Ontology annotation, cellular component: dynein complex. Lineage: Eukaryota; Fungi; Microsporidia; Unikaryonidae. Gene Ontology annotation, biological process: microtubule-based process. The record is from RefSeq and is a predicted model, not a curated record. Bases 1 to 390 code for a protein of 129 amino acids.
AUGAAAGAUUCAAAAAACAAAGACACGAGCGAGAGUAGUUCAAAAGAGUUAGAUAAGCCUUCCUCCCCAAACUCACAGAAGAGUGUGCCAAAAAACGUUAUUGACGGGCCAAAAGUGGUAGAGCCGGUUUUUGAGCAAAGAGAACCAUUAGACGAGCAGAUAAAAGGUCAGAUUGUACUUUCUCUAGCCACAUUCACCGAUGAAUCUCCUCCAACAAAGAUAUGUGAGGCCCUGAAAAGCAUGCUUGAUAGUAAGUUUGGGAAGGGAUGGUGUGUGUUUGCCGGAGGACACUUUGCAGGGAGCUGUACAUUUGAGGAAAAGUACUUCGCACAGAUAUCAUUUGGUACAUAUUCGAUAACUAUAUUUAGGAUAUUUAUUCCAGGAAGUUAG